AUGCAUACACCCUUCAACUUGCAUUCAAGGUCCGCGAAUGUCACACAAUCUGUCUCGCCGAUUUGGAAGCUCUCGGAAGACCUCCUAUGGCGCAUCUUCAUGACGAAUGUCAACAAUCCGCAGAUAUUGACUCCAUAUCAGUACAACGUCAAAGAUCAUACCCCACGACCACUCGAGGUUACACGGAUCACCUCUCAAGUUUGUCGGCACUGGAGGAAUAUCAUCCUUUCAUCCACAGCUAUUUGGGGGCGACUGAUUGAUUUCGUGUCCUUUGAUCAAAAGACUACGCAUUGGCGGGACGAGGUCAUCUCGCGCAGUGGAUCUUCGUCUUUACUCUGGGUUGUGGAGGGGGAAACUAGUAAUUACGUCGGCGCUCCAAAGGCGACAGAAUCGCGGGCGUUUCUGCUUCGAUUUAUUGCCGACCAAUGGAAUCGAAUCGAGAAGAUUUUUGUCAAUCGUUGGAGUGGAGAAGAUUGGAGUUUUUUGUCUCGCCCUGCGCCAUGUCUUUCACAAUUUGAAAUCCACACCAUGUUCGAUGCAGGAGCCUCAGACCACCCGUCUAGUCUUCCGGGCAAUAUUUUCGCUGAUCAAGCCCCUCAAUUAAAAUCGUUUCAAAUGACAGGCGCCCAUUGUGAUCUUAGUCUAGGGUGGACGGCUAACUUGCAAGACCUCACGCUCGGUGGAAGCUUCAGCAACCAAGCUGUAUUCGAAAUACUUUCCAACCUUCCCCUGCUCCAGUCGCUCGAUCUUUAUGGGCAUAUCGCCGUUCCCGACUUCGAGCCUCCAAUCGUCUAUUUACCACACCUUCAAACUUUGUACAUCGAUACAUGCCUCGAAUACCUACGACACAUCAGGCCACCUCCGGGCUGUUUGUUCAGGUUCCGAGAAAACCGCGAUAAAAUCCUCUCCAGGCUAUCACGAGAACGCGAGUUGAGCGAAAUGUAUCAGAACUAUUUUGCCGCCCAUCAUCCAAGCUCGCUCAGUCUCAUGUGUACAAAGCGACGAUUCGUUCUUCACAGUGGAAUAUUUGAGGGGCUUGCUCGGGAUACGCCCGACAUGGAGCUCAACUUCACCUCCCACGCCGGUAUUGCCAUAAAUUCAGUCACGUACUUAUUCCAAAUGUGCAGUUCGCCGCUGCUAAAGGAAGUUACGAGACUCAGCAUGAAGAUAUUGCACCCACGCCCCGGACUAUUGGUUGCCCUCAAAAAGUUCUCAUUCAUGCUCCAAUCACUCGAUUAUCUUCAACUCGACGAAGAUACUCUCAACAUUCUUCUGCACUGGGAUCAAGAAUCUCCCUGUUCCGGUAUUGUUUUUCCACGGUUGCAAAACCUCAAACUGUCCCACCUAUCGCACGCCUCCGAAAUCGAAGGUGGAGUUUCUACUGAAUCUCGAUUAGAAAGAUUUCUAUUUCACCGUCGACAAAUUGGGGCUCCAAUAAAGGUCCUUGACCUGACCCAUUACCAAGAUCUUGCUGUAUGGUUGCUGGACGCUACACGAAGCUUAGAGCGCCUUGACGAACUCAAGGGAAUGAAAGUUCUGUAUAGGAGUGUUGAUACUCCCGGUGUUAUUCUACACUACGAGUGUGGUAGUGGCCAUCCAGACGUCCUUCGUCUGCGAUAUGGAGCAGAUAUAGCGAGAGAGUUGAGCGAUUCCAUGGUUCUGAAUCUCCCAUAUAUAGAUUGA
Molecule: messenger RNA, 1683 nt
Organism: Psilocybe cubensis
Lineage: Eukaryota; Fungi; Basidiomycota; Agaricomycetes; Agaricales; Agrocybaceae
Exons: 1
Coding region: 1-1683 (560 amino acids)
Source: RefSeq, a predicted model, not a curated record